CUGGAUGACCCACAGGGGUGGUGAGGCGGUGCUGCCCUGCGGCAAGCCCCAGCGGACAUCGUUGACCAUGUAGGGGACGUGCAGAUGCAGGAGGCGGCGGGUUUGGGUGACGCGGCGGCUGCAGCUGGUGGCGCCAGUGGGCCACUCAGCGGGGCCCCGCCCCUGCUGCCAGUUCUGGUGGCGGGGGGAAGCAACCGUGCUGCUGCGGCUGCCCUGCGGGCCACGCUGCAGCAGCAGCCCUCUUCGCAGCAGCGGGUGGCAACGGGAGGGCUUAGCGGGGUCCAGCCGGCGGAGGGCGUGGGGGGGCCGCCGGCGGCCAGGCCUCGCCCUGCCGGUGCUGGGCCGGCUGACGCGCAGCAGCAGCACAGUGGCGCUCCCGCGCCACAGCCGCCCUUGGAUCAGCAGGCAGCCGCCGGGCAGGAUCAGGAGCAGUCCGCUGUGAUGCGGCGGUACUUGGCCGAGCUGGCGGAGCUCAAUCUUCAGCGGCAACAGCGAUUACAGCAGCAGCAGCAGCAGCAGGAGCUGCAGCGCCAGGGGCAGUCACCCAGGCCCCGGACCGGCUCCCAGGUUAUGGUCCUGGCCACGCUGGGGGGACAGGACGGGGCGGGCGAUGGCGCUGGCAGGGCGGCGUCACGGCGUGGGCAACGUGUUGACAUAGUUGACCACGUGGGGGACGUUCAGAUGCAGGAGGCGGCGGGUUUGGGUGACGCAGCGGCUGCCGCGGGUGGCGCCAGCGGACCACCCGCUGUGGCCUCGCCCUUGCUGCUAGCUCUGAUGGCGGGGGGAAGCACCCGGGCUGCUGCGGCUCCCCUGAGGGCCGAGCGGCAGCAGCAGCCCUCUUCUCAGCAGCGGGUGGCAGCGGGAGGGCUUAGCGGGGGGCAGCCGUCAGCAGGCGUGGGGGGGCCGCCGGCGGCCAGGCGUCGCACUGCCGAUGCUGGGCCGGCUGGCGUGCAGCAGCAGCCCAGUGGGGCUCCCGCGCCGCAGCUGCCCUUUGAUCAGCGGGCGGCCGCCAGGCAGGAUCAGCAGCUGACAGCUGCGAUGCAGCGGUACUUGGCCCACAAGGCGGACCUCCAUCUCCAGCAGCAACGGCGGGUACAGCAACAGCAGCAGCAGGAGCAGCAGUGCCAGGUGCAGCCGCCCAGGCCCCGGACCGGCUCCCGGUUUGAGGUCCUGGCCACGCUGGGGGGACAGGACGGGGCGGGCGAUUGCGCUGCCACGGCGGCGCCCGGGCGUGGGCGACGGGUGCAACCAGCCGCGCAUGCACCGCCGCCGCCGCAGCAGCAACAGCCCCGCUCCAAAGGGCGCGGUGGCCCCGCCCAGCUCCCGCAGCAGAGGGCAGGGCGCUUGGGCGGCGGGCUGCCUCCCCCGCAGGACGGUGCUAGCUCGCCGCCGCGCGUGCCCACUGGGCGGCCGGCCGGGGGACAGCAGGCUGGUGGGGGCAGCGGGUCGGGGCGCCAGGGUGGAGGAGCGGGACAGGCAGUGCCCCAGCCGCCGUCCCAGGCGCGGCCGCCACUGCAGACGUCACAACCUGCGGGUGGUGGUAAGGGCAGGGGCAGGGGCCUGGGCGCGCCGGCUGGGGUUUCGGCCAACACGCCUGGGCGCGUGGGUGGGGGUGCGGGCAGUGAGGUGGAGUACGGGGCCGUUAGCCUGACCCGGGACACGUGUGUUGCCAUCGGCUCUGACCUCGUGACGCACCAGAACCGCUGCGCAGAUGUGCAGGGAUUUGAGUGGGCGCAGCUGGGCCACGACACGCUUGGUGGCCGCCUCCUCGCCUACCUCCGUGACCAGGGCGCCACCGUACCGGACUGGGCCGUCUGCCGCGUGCCGGCUGGCCGUACCGCCGUCCUGGCACAGCUGCACGACGAGUUCACUGGCUGGUGGCGCCUAUACUCAGCCCAGCCUGCAGACACGCCCCUGCCUUCCGACGUGACGGAGCAGCUGGAUGACGCCGCGCAGCAGGUGCAGACGGCCUACAUGGACUACGUGCUCCUAGACGCCCGCACCCUGCGGUCCGCUAAGCGUGGGCCGGCGGACCCCGGCGGGGCCAGCGGGCCCAGCCGCCGGCAACGCCAGCACCGCAGCCGCAGUACCUCCAGCCUCAUGAGCCUGGGCAGCGCUCCAUUGCGCCCCGGCGGCGCCAGCUCAGGAGCCGCUAGCAUGAGCACCAGCAGCGGCGGCGCGCCCCCCAGCCAGGGUGGCGGCCGCCGCGGCAAACGCCACAUCAGCAACAGCAACCGCAACCGCCACGGCGCUGCCGUGGCCGGCGGGGGCUCAUAAUGCGGCCACCAGUGGGCGCGGCGAACCUUCGGCUGCUGACAGUGAAUGUCAACGGCCUGGGCUCGGCGUUGAAGGCGCGGGCGCUGGUCUCGCACCUGCAGCAAGUUGGGGCGGAUGUGGCGAUGGUGCAGGAGACCCACGCUCCUGACACGACC
Chlamydomonas reinhardtii is the source of this 2432-nucleotide messenger RNA. RefSeq lists its product as uncharacterized. NCBI's taxonomy places the organism in Eukaryota, Viridiplantae, Chlorophyta, Chlorophyceae, Chlamydomonadales, Chlamydomonadaceae. Bases 85 to 2277 code for a protein of 730 amino acids. The transcript has a single exon. The record is from RefSeq and is a predicted model, not a curated record.